This is a messenger RNA of Neltuma alba, 2470 nucleotides long. Its product is annotated as phosphatidylserine decarboxylase proenzyme 2-like. Gene Ontology annotation, biological process: phospholipid biosynthetic process. Bases 134 to 2071 code for a protein of 645 amino acids. Lineage: Eukaryota; Viridiplantae; Streptophyta; Magnoliopsida; Fabales; Fabaceae. Gene Ontology annotation, molecular function: calcium ion binding; phosphatidylserine decarboxylase activity. The transcript is spliced from 21 exons. The record is from RefSeq and is a predicted model, not a curated record.
AGCGAAUAUCUACUACGGUCAAGGUUGGCAGCGAGUGACCGCAGUGAGAAGCAUUGAGAUUUGGGCAUUCCACCAACACUUCAACCCGACAUUCUCUGCUAUCCCGCUGAACCAGAGAUAGAGAUUAUAGGGUAUGGGUAAUGGCGACUCCAAGGUGCCUUCUCCGGAAGGUAAUAACAAUAAGGGCUCGCGGCGUGCUCGCUUCAAAGAACGUCUUCAUUUAGGCUGCCACUUCCGUCACGAUCGCCGUCGCAGGAAUGGCAACGGCUCCUCUGGUUCCUCCCCCUCUUCUGCUCUCAAACAUAUCUCCGCUGAUGACUUCGCCGGAAUCGCUCUCCUCACUCUCAUCAAGGCGGAGAUGCAGUUCAAGGAUAAGUGGAUUGCUUGCGUAUCUCUUGGAGAGCAGGCUUUCCGUACAAAGACUUCAGAUCAAACAGACAAGCCGGUUUGGAACUCUGAAAAGAAGCUUCUUCUGGAAAAGAAUGGACCUCAUGUUGCUAAGAUUUCUGUAUUUGAGACCAACAGACUAAGAAGCAAUACUCUUGUUGGAUACCGUGAGAUUGAUCUGCUUGAAUUUCUGACCCAGGAUUCUGAUUCUGACAUUGAGGUAUUCAACUUAUUAGAUCCAUCAAUGCCAGGCAAAGUGGUUGGCAACAUUUCUCUAUCCUGUUCCGUAGAGGACCCAGUUGAAACAGAGAAGGGCUUUGUCAGACGCAUUUUAUCUACAGUGGACUGUAAUGGAGAUGGCGUGCUUUCGUUUUCUGAAUUUUCUGACCUAAUUGAUGCCUUUGGCAAUGAAACAGCAUCUAUCAAGAAAGAAGAAAUUUUCAAGGCAGCUGACAGAAAUGGGGAUGGCAUGGUUAGCAUGGAUGAAUUGGCUGACCUCCUUGCUUCUCAACAAGAAAAGGAAACAUUAUUGAAUUGCUGCCCUGUUUGUGGUGAGGUUCUUCAGGUUGCUGACAAGCUGAACGCAAUAGUCCAUUUAACUCUCUGUUUUGACGAAGGCACUGGAAACCAGGUGAUGACUGGAGGAUUCUUGACAGAUAAAGAGGCAUCAUAUGGGUGGCUCUUUAAACUGAGUGAAUGGACCCAUUUUUCAUCCUAUGAUGUUGGUAUACGCUCCGGAUCAAGUGCUUCCCACAUUUUGGUAUAUGACCGGAAGACUAAAAGGCUUGUUGAAGAAUUAAUUGACAAAAAGAUUGUUUUGUCAAUGAGAGCUAUUUAUCAGUCAAAAGUAGGUCUUGGCCUAAUAAAUGUAGGGGUGAAGGAAAUCCUACAAAGCAUUUCUGAAAGCCAGGGAAACAAGAUGAACUCGCCUGAAUCUGCAGCAGAUAUACCUAAAUUUAUUGAACUUUUCAAGGAUCAAAUCAAUAUGGCUGAAGUCAAGGAUCCAUUGGAUAAGUUUAAGACAUUCAAUGAAUUUUUCAUAAGAGAGUUAAAGCCUGGUUCAAGACCAAUUGAUUCCUUUGAACGUGAUGAUGUUGCUGUAUGUGCUGCUGAUUGUCGUCUGAUGGCAUUUAAAUCAGUUGAUGAGAGUUUAAGAUUUUGGAUUAAGGGUCGAAAGUUUUCAGUUCAAGGCCUUUUGGGGAAGGAAAUUUCUUCUAGUGCUUUUGUUGAUGGAACAAUUGUGAUAUUUCGUCUAGCACCACAGGAUUAUCACCGAUUCCAUUUGCCAGUAUCAGGAAAAAUCGAGCAAUUUGUAGAUAUCCCUGGAUGCUUAUAUACAGUCAAUCCCAUUGCUGUCAAUAGCAAGUACUGCAAUGUCUUCACAGAGAAUAAGCGUGUUGUUUCAAUAAUUUCAACUGUAGAUUUUGGAAAGGUGGCAUUUGUUGCAAUAGGAGCUACAAUGGUUGGUAGCAUCACUUUUACCAAAAAGAGAGGUGAUCAUGUCAAGAAGGGAGAUGAGUUUGGAUAUUUUUCAUUUGGUGGAAGCACUGUAAUCUGUGUCUUUGAAAAGAAUUCAAUAGUGAUUGAUGAAGACCUCCUAGCGAACAGCGCCAGAUCACUUGAGACCUUGGUUCGUGUAGGAAUGAGGUUGGGCGUAUCCACAAGGGGAUCUCCAGUUACCUAACUACGGGGAAGUUUGGUCUUCUCUGUACAGUUGACAACUUUGUUCAAGAUACCAGUGUAAAACUGAAGGUGUUUGUCCAAGUUGUGCUCAUUUUUAAAACCCAUUCAGACUUAGUUUAUAGCUGGCUACUUUUUUGGGUUAAUCUGUUUGGGAAAAAGUGGGUUCUCUAUGGUUUUUGUAAUUUGGUUUGUGCUGCUUGUAGCUUAAAUUCAUGAUCAAGAAAUAAGCGAGCUACACUUGCAGUUGUAUAUGGACAAGCUCGGGGUAACUAGUGUGCAAGCUUACUCGAGUGUAUUUAGUUUCAUGUUGGAAACUAACAAAAUAUGAAAGUAAGUGUGUUCUGAACUGUCAACAAGAAGUUGCUCUAGUGCUAGUGUCAUCUGCUAUGUUUGGAUAAAA